UUGGAUUUGGCAGUUCUGCCACGAUGAAGUGUACAAAUGUGGCCAUUCUUUUGACACUUAGGUCGUUUAAAUUGUUUUAAUUCAUAUUACUCAUAUUCUCUCUCAGUGAUUUAGUAUCUAGACUAAGAUGCAGGCCAACGAAGGUAAACAAAUACGCGUUUAGAUUUAUUUUUAAAGGGAAAUGGCAUCCAGUGCUCAUGAUGAAGUUCAACUCAACAAGAAACAUGAAGAAAUCAUGUUCCUGUCCUGCAGUUUGGGAAAGAGAGCUGUUUUACUGCAACAGAUGGAGAAUUGCUAUAAACAGCAGAAAGCCAAAAAAAAGCAGCAAGCCAACAUGUCUCAAACUGCACGUGAAAGAAAUGCCAAAAUACUGGAGGAUUGUCAGAAAUUGAAAGAUCGCCUUCGGACCCGACCACUCCUGCAUCCUGAUGUUCUCAGCCUGCAGACUCAAUAUUGGGCAUCAGUGGAGCAGAAGCUGCCAGAAUGGGAGAGCUACUUGUUAGGUAAGGGUCCGGCGCCGGUGAGUGACGCGAGUCCACAUGAAGGACAGAAUAGUACGAAGCAAACCUCGCCUGGACGAACCGGGAGCAGGUCGUCCCAGCCUAAAGCCAGAUCUCCUGUCUGAUGUCAUUUAAAGCUUUUUGGGCCUUUUGGAUGGUCAAACAAGCAUUUCAGACGAGCUGUGUGAAGAACAAUCAACUUCAACCUGUUUUUGUGCAACAACAUUAAUGAAAUACAUUUAUAAACUAUAUGAAAUCAAU
Molecule: messenger RNA, 761 nt
Organism: Trichomycterus rosablanca
Lineage: Eukaryota; Metazoa; Chordata; Actinopteri; Siluriformes; Trichomycteridae
Gene: cep15
Product: centrosomal protein 15
Exons: 4
Coding region: 182-625 (147 amino acids)
Source: RefSeq, a predicted model, not a curated record